AAGCAGUCUUGUAGGAAGACAGAGGCUAACGGAACUGAUUCCACAGUGUGGACGGCUGCAGAAAUGAGGUGAAGAAACCGAGACUCGAGGGCCAAGCCCCUUGCCGUAGGUCGCACAGCCAAGGAGGCAGAGCCAGAACUUACACCCAGAUCCGGAGACAACAGGAGAAUGGCCUCCUGGGAUGACAAGGAAGGAGGGACAACGCCUGUUCAGAAUGUUUCCGCCACGGCAAGGUGUUUCAAGUCACAGACAGUCACCCGCAGGGCCAGGGUGGCUCCCGCCGAGAGGAUGAGCAAGUUCCUGAGGCACUUCACCGUCGUGGGGGACGACUACCAUGCCUGGAACAUCAACUACAAGAAAUGGGAGAAUGAAGAGGACGAUGACGAGGAGGAGCAGCCAGCGCCGACGCCAGCCUCAGGCGAGGAGGGCAGAGCUGCUGAUGCAGCUGCCACCCCUGCCCCCGUGCCCAGGCCGCCCCUAGACUUCAGGACCACGUUGAGGAAGCUCUUCAGCUCCCACAGGUUUCAGGUCAUCAUCAUUUGCCUGGUCAUUCUGGAUGCCCUCCUGGUGCUGGCCGAGCUCAUUCUGGACCUGAAGAUCAUCCAGCCCGACAAGAAUAACUAUGCUGCCAAGGUGUUCCACUACAUGAGCGUUGCCAUCCUGACCUUCUUUAUGAUGGAAGUUUUCUUUAAAAUCUUUGUCUUCCGCUUCGAGUUCUUUCACCACAAGUUUGAAAUCCUGGACACCAUCGUCGUGGUGGUCUCGUUCAUCCUUGACAUCGUCCUCCUGUUCCGGGAGCAUGAGUUCGAGGCUCUCGGCCUGCUGAUCCUGCUCCGGCUGUGGCGGGUGGCCCGGAUCAUCAACGGGAUAAUUAUCUCCGUUAAGACACGUUCAGAACGGCAACUGUUAAGGUUAAAACAAAUGAACAUACAAUUGGCCGCCAAGGUCCAACACCUUGAAUUCAGCUGCACCGAGAAGGAACAAGAAAUUGAAAGACUGAACAAGCUCUUGCAACAGCACGGACUCCUUGGUGAGGUGAACUAGACGGGGACCCACUCCACCUCAGAAGACCUUGCUUCCCGGGCCUGUGCCUGUGGCGGGAAGGACGCCGGCCUCUCUGGGGGCCCUCGGGGGGAGAGGCUUGCUUCCAUGCCUUGGCCUCACUCCUGCCCAGUUGGGAUCCUGGGGGACACAGCCUUUCGGAAGGCUCUGUUUCUCCCUUGGUCUGACCGAGGGCUUCCCGUCCCAUUCCCAACCCACACUGUGUAAUAACAAAGGUACCAAACUGUAUCUUCACAUUUUGAACACUUUACUCUUGCUUGAAAAUGAACAAAGCUGGACAAUCACUAGUUGUAUAUAAAAUUUAAUCUCAUCAAAUGUACAGUUUUCACAUUUCACAUGUAUAUUGAGGAACCAGUGCAUCCUUUCAUAUGAGCACUCUGAAAGACAAAAAAAAAAGAGGAAGCUACCUUAGCUACCAGCCCAUUCUAAAAAAGUCUUCUAUAUUUCCAAGAUGUUCUAAACAGCUUCUCUUAUCACAAUUUCCCCCAGGGAGGUUGUUCUUGGGCACCCAGCCCCCUCCUCUGCAUCAUCAAGCUUCUAGCUGGUUCCACCUCUGCCACCUGACAACAUUUUUCUCAAUGACUGUACAAUUAAUGUAUAAACUAAACUCUCUCCUUUCCUCGGGCCCUCCUACCAUAUUCUGUCAAGCUUCAACCGCUUGGAAUGGCUCUGUGGCAUCCCACACCAGCCCUCCAGGUGGAGAGCUCGCUAGCUAUAGUGGCUGGUACAGAAAUGGCAAUUAGACCCAAGACUCCACUGUAAUUAA
Messenger RNA from Diceros bicornis minor, 1828 nucleotides. It is a transcript of the gene HVCN1, whose product is annotated as hydrogen voltage gated channel 1. The transcript has 9 exons. Gene Ontology annotation, cellular component: plasma membrane. Gene Ontology annotation, biological process: proton transmembrane transport. Bases 169 to 1044 code for a protein of 291 amino acids. Lineage: Eukaryota; Metazoa; Chordata; Mammalia; Perissodactyla; Rhinocerotidae. The record is from RefSeq and is a predicted model, not a curated record. Gene Ontology annotation, molecular function: voltage-gated proton channel activity.